Parnassius apollo (apollo) is the source of this 345-nucleotide messenger RNA. Lineage: Eukaryota; Metazoa; Arthropoda; Insecta; Lepidoptera; Papilionidae. The record is from the annotation of a GenBank genome assembly.
AUGGGGUUCUCGACGCUCUUUAUAUUUGCUCUCCUCGGUUAUGCAUCAGCGGCACCGUGGCGAUGCUACCGUACCGCAAGUGGAGCCACCGUAUGCAUUGGAAAGCAAGGAGAGCCCUGCAUCGCUCCACCAUCAAUAUGUAUUCCGCGGCUAGUCCCACCUUGCGUCAAACCUGCACUUGUGUACACACCAGCAUGUCCACCGUGCCCCGAACCUUGUCCACCUUGCCCCGAACCUUGUUCUCCAUGUCCUGAACCUUGUCCACCGUGCCCUGAACCUUGUCCACCAUGCCCUGAACCUUGUUUCGAACCAAGCCCACCGUGUUAUACUCCGUCACCUUGCUAA